Messenger RNA from Gossypium arboreum, 1237 nucleotides. RefSeq names its product SNF1-related protein kinase regulatory subunit beta-3-like. NCBI's taxonomy places the organism in Eukaryota, Viridiplantae, Streptophyta, Magnoliopsida, Malvales, Malvaceae. The transcript has 5 exons. The record is from RefSeq and is a predicted model, not a curated record. Gene Ontology annotation, molecular function: protein binding. The coding region runs from base 466 to 819 and encodes 117 amino acids.
UAAAAACGUCAAAUUGAGAGAAGAGAGGGGCAAUUAGGAAGCAAAAAUUUAUGAAAGUAAAACAAAGUAAUAGUAAUGGUGCAUGGUCGUGUCUUGUCUGGCAAAAGCUCCGCCCUGAAUUUUGUUUCUGCCUCAAAAAAAAAUUUCUCCUUUUUUAACUUCUUAUAUUUUGUUGAGAUGGCAUAUCCUCUAAAUUAAAAAGAUUCUUGUGGCGGAUUCCCCUACCACUCUUAUUUUGGCUUCUUCUCCAACUGUUGCCUAUUUUUACCCCCUUUACUUUAUUCUGGAAAUUUUUCUUCUUCAUAGGCUAAGCUGGAUGACAGUGGAAAAAUAUUUAAUUAUUUUGGGUUAAAGUUUGGUUUUUUUAAGGACAAACUUGGGUGUUGAAAGCUGGAGUUUUGGUGAUUGAAGGCGAUUGGGCCGCUAUCAAAUCGGGCCAGUUACCCUCUCGUGUCAUCUCUCAGUAUGAACAACCAAUACAGUGAAGAUAAAGAUGAAGCAACUGUCAUGGGGUUUGAAGUGCCAAGAUCACCAGAUUCAAGUUAUAAUAAUGUAUACCCUGGGAACGAAGAUGAAGCACGUGACCCACCAGUUGUCCCUCCUCACCUGCAUCGUACCUUGCUUAGGUACCCUGCUAGCAUGAACACAUCCGGGAAUCUUCCCUUGCCUGAAAACGUGAUUCUAAAUCAUCUUUACAUUGAAAACCGAGAACCACCAAGAUCUGUGGUGGCACUUGGGUUCACUCAACGCUUUCGUGCAAAAUAUGUUACUGUUGUGCUAUACAAACCAGUUCCAAGAAGGGGAAGUAGCAAUACUUAAUGCGUGAAUCAAGAGUAGACCUUCAUUGGGUUGGUUGGUUUGCCUUUGUGAUGCAAUUAGUUGCAAUAGAUUCGAAUACAGAAAUAGCAGAAAGAAGUAUUUAUUGGUUUCGCAGCAGUUGAUGGCUUGGAGGUUUUCCAUUGAACCUUAGGUCAACACUUAUCGAUUACAUUUAGAGUUGUUCUAUAUAUAUAUAUAUAAAGCUCUCUUUAUUCUUUUAGACUGGUAUGUGUGGUGUUGUGCUGCCUAAGUAAGGUACUAAACUUAAAGCUCUUGUAUUUGUGGGGCAUUUAAUCAAAGGAUUCAUUCAUUUUGAUGGGCAUGCCUGCCAUAGUUGUCGAAUUCACCAAUUUAAAUGUACUGAGACCGGAUCUUAUGGAGGUUGAAUAAAAUAAAAAAAAAGUAAAAUACUUAAUGA